AUGGCGGCAAGUGGAUUCGGCCUCGGCGACAGCCGCCUCUUUCGUAUCGUAGACCGUGUAUCUGGCUUAAGGCUCCUGGUCGAUACGGGCGCCGAGGUCAGCGUCAUCCCCGCCGGUGCGCGCUAUUCCCGUUCCCGACAACCUUGCUCCACACUCAAGGCCGCCAACGGUUCCAUUAUCCCGGUUUAUGGCCAGCAGUCGCUCACUCUCAACAUUGGGCUCAGAAGAGACUUCCGAUGGCUUUUCCUGCUUGCAGACGUCACACAAGCCAUCCUCGGAUCCGACUUUUUAAAUCACUUCAAGUUGCUGGUAGACGUUCACGGGAAGCGUCUGAUCGACAGGACUACUUCCUUGUCAGUGCACGGACUACGUCUAUCGACUCCACCGUUGCGUGUCUUGGCCUGUGCCGUGCCUGAAUCACCAGCUGAAUCACCCUUCGCCGCCAUACUGAAGGAAUUCCCGGCACUCACCCAGCCACCUGACUGGACCAAGCCUGUGCAGCACGACGUGGUCCACCACAUCACCACCCGUGGCCCACCGGUCCACUUUCGCCCGCGUCGUCUGGCACCCGAGAAGUUCCGGGUAGCCAAAGCAGAAUUCGACCACAUGCUUGAGCUCGGAAUCGUCCGGCCGUCAUCAAGCACCUGGUCGUCGCCAUUGCACAUGGUGCCCAAAAAGACCGGAGAUUGGAGACCCUGGAGGGCGCCACAGUAUUCUCCAAAAUAA
Ornithodoros turicata is the source of this 726-nucleotide messenger RNA. RefSeq lists its product as uncharacterized. Gene Ontology annotation, biological process: proteolysis. Lineage: Eukaryota; Metazoa; Arthropoda; Arachnida; Ixodida; Argasidae. The transcript is spliced from 2 exons. Gene Ontology annotation, molecular function: aspartic-type endopeptidase activity. The record is from RefSeq and is a predicted model, not a curated record. The coding region runs from base 1 to 726 and encodes 241 amino acids.